AUGGAGAGGCAGAGAAACAUCUCAGAAUUCGUACUUCUAGGACUUUCGUAUGACCAAAACAUUCAAAUAUUUUGCUUUGUGCUCUUCUCAUUCAGUUACGUUGCCCUGUUGGCAGGAAACCUGCUGAUCCUUGUCUCCAUUCGACUCAGCCCUCUUUAUCACCAACCCAUGUACUACUUCCUCACCACCCUANCCUCCAUGGACAUCUGCUACACCUCUACGGUUACACCCAAGUUAAUUGCUGACCUGCUGGUGGAAAGAAAAACCAUAUCCUACAGUAACUGCAUUAACUGCAUGUUACAGGUCUUUACAAUGCACUUCUUUGGAGGUGUUGAGAUCUUCAUUCUUACCGCCAUGGCCUUUGAUCGCUCUGCUGCCAUAUGCAGACCUCUCCACUACCUGCUUAUCAUGAACAGGACAAGGUGCCAUCUCCUAGUCUUAGCUGCUUGGGCUGGUGGGGCUCUCCAUUCUUUCCCUCAAUUAAUGAUGACAAUCCAAUUGCCAUUUUGUGGUCCUAAUGAACUUGAUCACUACUUUUGUGAUAUCUUCCCUUUGCUGAAAGUCGCCUGCACUGAUACCUACAUCACUGGGGUUCUUGUGGUUGCUGAUUCAGGUAUGGUCGCCUUAGUUACCUUUGUGGUCUUGUUUGUUUCUUAUGUCAUUAUAUUGUUUAGUCUAAGACAUCACUCAGCUGAGGGAAGACGCAAAGCCCUCUCCACCUGUGGGUCUCAUAUCACUGUGGUCGUCUUAUUUUUUGGGCCAUCAAUCUUUGCCUACCUUCGACCUCCAGCCACUUACCCUGAGGACAAAGUAUUUGCUCUAUUUUACACCAUCAUUGCUCCUAUGUUCAAUCCCUUAAUCUAUACGCUGAGAAAUACAGAGAUGAAAAAUGCUAUGAGAAAAGUUUGGUGUCAAACAUUAUUUUCACAGGAAGUACACAAUUAA
Ailuropoda melanoleuca (giant panda) is the source of this 945-nucleotide messenger RNA. RefSeq names its product olfactory receptor 4P4. NCBI's taxonomy places the organism in Eukaryota, Metazoa, Chordata, Mammalia, Carnivora, Ursidae. The coding region runs from base 1 to 945 and encodes 314 amino acids. The record is from RefSeq and is a predicted model, not a curated record. The transcript is spliced from 4 exons. Gene Ontology annotation, cellular component: membrane. Gene Ontology annotation, biological process: G protein-coupled receptor signaling pathway. Gene Ontology annotation, molecular function: G protein-coupled receptor activity; olfactory receptor activity.